GGUUGCGCAUGUGCAAAACGAAAGCCUGCUUUUCCGGAGUUACACAACAGAGUGGAGCUGCAAACCACAUUUUCAAGAUGACAGUAGUGGCUUUAGUGCAAGGGGCAACCAGGGGCAUUGGGCUGCAGUUUUGCAAACAUCUCUUGGAAAAGCAAAGUACAAUCGCAGUAGUCGCAACUUGCCGCGAUCCUGAGCACGCCCACCGGUUACACAACUUGGCGGAGGUCUACCCCGGCAGGAUUUCAGUCGUUAAAAUCGAUGUAACUAAGGAAAAAGACAUUAAAGAUGCCGCCGAAAAAGUUAAAGAUAAAUUUGGGAGUUUGGAUCUUUUGAUUAAUUGUGCUGCAAUACUACAUCCUUCAAGGAAAGGAGAAACCAGCCUCCGAGAUUUAACUUCCGAGGGUCUUGUUUCAACUCUUGCUACAAACACUAUAGGACCUUUGAUGAUGGCGAAGUACUUCAGCCCCUUGCUGAUGAAGGGAAGGGGAAAAUUUGGAGUGCAAUUGACUGAUAAUUCUAAGCAACACUGUGCUAUUCUUGUAAACAUGUCCGCAAAAGUUGGAUCUAUUGGAGACAAUGGUUUAGGUGGAUGGUACAGCUAUCGCAUGUCAAAGGCAGCACUGAAUAUGGCAACCAAAAAUCUAAGUAUUGAAAUGGGCAGAGGAAGAGCUAAGGUUGUAUGUGUGUCCUUGCAUCCUGGCACAGUGGAAACUGAUCUCUCUAUGCCUUAUCACCAAAAUGUUCCCAAAGAAAAACUUUUCAGUGCUGCAUAUUCAGUUCAGUGCCUAAUGAAUGUUAUUGAUGGCCUCAGUUUACAUAAAACUGGAAAGUUUUUAGCUUGGGAUGGAUCAGAACUCACUUGGUAAAGAAAUACACAAAAUAUACAUUGUCCAAUAUUAAUUAUAUUGUUUACUUUGUUUCUCUCAUUUGUUAUCCAUUCCUAUGUAUAUGAAAUAAACCACACAUAUUAGAAAUG
Molecule: messenger RNA, 976 nt
Organism: Polypterus senegalus (gray bichir)
Lineage: Eukaryota; Metazoa; Chordata; Cladistia; Polypteriformes; Polypteridae
Exons: 3
Coding region: 9-866 (285 amino acids)
Source: RefSeq, a predicted model, not a curated record